Messenger RNA from Entamoeba dispar SAW760, 1230 nucleotides. RefSeq lists its product as uncharacterized. Gene Ontology annotation, molecular function: ATP binding; ribosomal small subunit binding; ATP hydrolysis activity. The record is from RefSeq and is a predicted model, not a curated record. The transcript is spliced from 3 exons. Bases 1 to 1230 code for a protein of 409 amino acids. NCBI's taxonomy places the organism in Eukaryota, Evosea, Mastigamoebida, Endamoebidae. Gene Ontology annotation, biological process: translational termination; translational initiation; ribosomal subunit export from nucleus.
AUGAGUCAAGAUAGACAUGCUAAAGAUACUCUUGAUCGUAUCGCUGUAAUUAAUGAUAGAUGUAAACCAGGAAAGUGCAGAUUAGAAUGUAAAAAGACAUGUCCAAUUAAUAGAGCAGGAGGACUUUGUAUUGAAGUACUUCCAAAAGAUAAACGAGCAGUUAUUUCAGAGACGUUAUGUAUUGGAUGUGCCUUAUGUGUAAAAAAAUGUCCAUUUGAAGCAAUUAAAAUCAUUAAUCUUCCAAAGAAUUUAGAACAAUGUACUACUCAUCGUUAUGGACCAAACUCAUUUAAAUUACAUAGAUUACCAAUGCCAAGACCUGGACAAAUUCUUGGAUUAGUAGGUACUAAUGGUAUUGGUAAAUCUACAGCAUUGAAGAUUUUAGCAGCAUCUAUUAAACCAAAUCUUGGACAAUAUAAAAAUCCACCUUCAUGGGCUGAAAUUAUUAAAUAUUAUAGAGGAAGUGAUUUACAAAAUUACUUUAAGAAACUUCUUGAUGAUCAAUUUAAAGCAGAAAUGAAAAUUCAAUAUGUUGAUAGUGUUCCACGAACUGUUAAUUCUAUUAAAUCACAGGGAGGAUUUGAUACAUCAGAAAUUAUUGUUUUAUUAGGACAAAAUGAUGAUGAAAGUAUUCAACUUCCAAAAUUGAAUGUAUCAUAUAAACCACAAAAGAUUUCACCAAAGUUUGAAGGAACUGUUCAAGAGUUAUUAGAACAGAAAAUUAAAACAAUGUUCUCUCAUCCACAAUUUAAUACUGAUGUUAUUAAACCAUUAAACAUUCAACCAUUAUUGAGUCAUAAAUUAAAAACACUUUCAGGAGGAGAGUUACAACGAGUUGCAUUAGUGUUAUGUUUAGGAAAACCAGCAGAUGUUUAUUUAAUUGAUGAACCAUCAGCAUAUCUUGAUUCAGAACAAAGAAUUAUUGCAUCUAAAGUUAUUAAACGAUUCAUUCUUCAUUCUAAAAAGACUGCAUUUAUCGUAGAACAUGAUUUUAUUAUGGCUACUUAUCUUGCUGAUAAAGUCGUUGUAUAUGAAGGUAAACCUGCAGAAGAAUGUAUUGCAAAUCCACCAAUUAAUAUGGUUGACGGAAUGAACACAUUCUUAAAAUCAUUAAAUAUUACAUUCAGACGGGAUCCAGACAAUUAUAGACCAAGAAUUAAUAAAGAAAAUUCACAAAAAGAUCAAGAACAAAAGAGAGAAGGAAAAUAUUUCCAUACAGAAUUAGAUUAA